This is a messenger RNA of Rotaria sordida, 372 nucleotides long. The record is from the annotation of a GenBank genome assembly. NCBI's taxonomy places the organism in Eukaryota, Metazoa, Rotifera, Eurotatoria, Philodinida, Philodinidae.
AUGGCUGCAAAAUUCAUUGAAAAAGAUAGUCAAAAAGACGAUGCUGCUAAUUCAAUGAGCGACUUAGCCUUUGGAUCAACUGCGAAUAAGUUUGAAACAGCCGAAGAAGAUGAAGAAUAUUGGUUCAAUGAAGAUGAUGAAAAAAAGCUCGAUGAAAUGGCUACUUGCCAUGCAGAAAUGAUGGCUCUACCUGAGCAUCUUCGAGUUGAAUGGAAAACCCUUGAAGGUGGUGUUGAGACAGACAUAUCAUCUUUGGAUGAAUCUGUCAAUAAGUCCAUACAGGAAAAUAAGGAUCCAACCAAAAAUUCAUCGGUCGACGAUAAAGCUGAAGAUGAUUCAGAAAAUAAAGAACAAAAAUCCAAUAAUGUGUAA